UUUUUCAACUCUUCCAAUUUAAAUUUUAAAAAUCUCAAUAAUAAUUAUAAUGGUUGAUAAUAAACUUUUAUCAAAAUUAUCUCAAAAUUUGCUUGAAGUUUUAAAUGAUGAAGAAUAUUAUGAUAUUACUAUUGAAGUUGGUAAUGAUCCUUAUAUAAAAAUAUUUCGAGCGCAUAUCGUUAUUUUAAAUUAUCGUUCCCCUUAUUUGAAAAGAAUUUUGUCAACUAAUAAAAAGAAAAAUGAUGGAACUUUGACGCACGUUAAAUUAUCAAAUGUUUCGCCGGAAAUUUUUCAAGUAAUUUUAAGGUAUAUUUAUGGGGGAAGAAUUCCUUUGGAGGAAUGUGAUACUUCAGAUAUAAUUAAAAUUUUGGACGCCGCUAAUAUAUUGAGUCUUCAAGAAUUAAUCAUUUAUUUACAAUCCUUUUUAAUUGAAAAUAAAACGAAAUGGAUGGAAGAAAAUUUUGAUUUAAUAUAUCGAACAAGUUUCGAAAAUAAUACUUUCUUAGAACUUCAAAAAUAUUGUACUGAUUUAAUAUCAAAAGAACCAGCUAAAAUAUUCAAAUCACCAAAUAUUUCUUCAAUUCCAGAAAAACUUUUAAUUUCUAUUAUUCAAAAUGAUUAUCUUCAAAUGAACGAAGUUCAAAUUUGGGAUCAAUUGAUUAAAUGGGGACUCGCUCAACAUCCUGAACUUCCCUCUGAUUUUACAAAUUAUUCAAAAAAUGAUUUUAAAACUUUAAAGAAUACCAUACAACAAUGUAUCCCAUUUAUUAGAUUUUAUAAUUUAUCAUCUAAAGAAUUUACGGAUAACGUAUUACCUUAUAGAAAACUUUUACCAAAGGAAUUAUAUGAAGAUUUAUUGAAAACUUUUUUGACCCUUUCAGAUCCUAAUAGUAAACCAGAAAAUAAAUCAAGACCUCGUAUAAUUAAUGACAUUAAGUUAAGUUUACCAAAUUAUGAGAAUGUUAGUGAUCAAGUUGAAAAUAAUAAAUCUAUGGUUAAUAUGACUUCUUAUAAUUGGAAAGUCACUGAAGAAGAUAGUAAAAAACGGGAAGAACUUAGAAAAUCGAAAGAAAUAUUAAAAGAAAAACUUAAUAAGUUGAGACAUUCAAUGUUGAAAAACCCCACCGAAGAACAAAGCAAAUGGUGGGAAGUAGUUACCGAAGAACCUAAAAAAUGGGAUGAACCUACCGAAGAACAAAACAAUUGGUUGGAAGAAGAACCUAAAAAAUGGGAAGAACCUACCAAAGAACAAAAUGAGUGGUGGGAACCUACCGAAAAGUGGGUGAAAUCUGCCAAAAGCUCUAAUGAAAAGUGGGUGAAACCUUUCAAAAGCCCUAAUGAAAAGUGGGUGAAAUCUGCCAAAAACCCUAAUGAAAAGUGGGUGAAAUCUGCCAAAAACCCCAAUGAAAAGUGGGUGUCUACUAAAAAGUGGGUGAAACCUACCGUCGAAAAACCUAAAAGAGGGGUGGAACCUACCGAAAAAUCUAAAACUCUGGUUGAAGAAACGUGGUGGUAAGAACCUACUGAAGAACAUAAAAAGCGGGAAUAUAAUGGUGCCGAAGAAUUAAAAAAUCGGGAUAAAACUAAAAAGCGGAAUGGCCUAAAACUACUAAAGGAUCUUGGGAUGAAUCACAGAAACAUAUAUGUUCGAUAUUUGCAUUCGGAGAGUGAUAUAGAUCUCAGGUUAAAAUGAGAAUUUAUAUUUUGAAAAUUAAAAAUUCGGACAAGAAUUUUCUUAUACACUGUAAUUAUUGUUGUAAUUUGUAGUGCUUGUAAUGAUUAAAAAUGACAUAAUCUUUAUAGCUCUCUUUAACUAUUUAUAUACUAAAAUUACGCAAUAAAUAAAGAAUAUUUUUUA
Messenger RNA from Rhizophagus irregularis DAOM 181602=DAOM 197198, 1858 nucleotides. RefSeq lists its product as uncharacterized. Gene Ontology annotation, cellular component: cytosol. Gene Ontology annotation, molecular function: protein binding. The record is from RefSeq and is a predicted model, not a curated record. Lineage: Eukaryota; Fungi; Glomeromycota; Glomeromycetes; Glomerales; Glomeraceae. Gene Ontology annotation, biological process: neurogenesis.